Messenger RNA from Formica exsecta, 3193 nucleotides. RefSeq names its product cytochrome P450 9e2-like. Gene Ontology annotation, molecular function: monooxygenase activity; iron ion binding; heme binding. Bases 70 to 1800 code for a protein of 576 amino acids. The record is from RefSeq and is a predicted model, not a curated record. Lineage: Eukaryota; Metazoa; Arthropoda; Insecta; Hymenoptera; Formicidae. The transcript is spliced from 2 exons.
AACUUUUGACAAGAAUGUGUGAUGAUACGUCUAAAUGGAUUUAGAUGGAUAUUACGCGUGAAUUAAAACAUGACUGACGUAUUUCGCGCGAUUGACGCAGCAAUUGAUGAUACCGAGGAAGGCGUUUUCUCUUUUCCCCUCUUCAUUUCUAUCAUGAUAAGAUCCGCGCUUAUACCCGUCCAUAUUUAUGUUUUACGUCUCGUCCGACGGAGCCAUUCGUUUGUACGCUGUCCUCACGUCGCGAUGGAAUUAUUUUCGUUCUUAUUUUCGUCGCCCUUUGGAUUGUUACUGACCACUCUAAUUAUUAUCGGUGUGUUGAAAUUUAUCGCACUGGUGCAUCAUGCAUACUUUUACUGGAGAGGUAAAGGUGUUCCUUAUCUGCCUGAUUCAUUAUGGUCUCUUAUAAUGGGUUGGAAAUUACUUCUGCGCCGUUUAAGUUUUGUCGACCAUAGUCUUUUUUUAUACAAUUACAUCCCGGACGCUAAGUAUCUUGGAAUGAUGGAAUUUGGCACACCUGCCGUGCUUCUGCGCGAUCCUGAAUUGAUCAAGGAUGUGUUGGUAAAGGACUUCGAAAUUUUCCACGAUCAUCGCAGCUUCGUGGACGAAAGUCUGGACCCGCUAUUCAGUAAGAACAUCUUCUCCUUACGCGGAGAUCGCUGGAGGGAAAUGAGAAACACGUUAAGUCCCUCUUUCACCGCUAGCAAGAUGAAGAUUAUGUUCGAUUUAAUAUCAAAAUGUUCUCAUGAAUUCGUCAAUUACCUGGUCGAUCAUCCGGAACUCUAUAAUGCGAUUGAGACGAAGCAGAUCUUCAGACGGUACACUACUGAUGUAAUCGCCACAACGGCUUUUGGCAUAAGCGUAAAUUCUAUGAAAAAUCAAGAUAACGAGUUCUAUAUGAGGGGAAUAGAGACCAGCAAGGCUUUUACCGGAUUCUUAACUAUGUUCAAGUUCAUGUUUAUGCUUGCAUUCCCGCGUUUUGCCAAGUUGUUCGGUAUGACGGGAUUCAGCUCAACGUCUACGGCCGAGUUUUUCAAGAGGAUUGUUGGAGAGACUAUAAAAAUUCGAGAUGAGCAAGGUAUCGUCAGGCCGGAUAUGAUUCACUUAUUAAUGCAGGCUCGGGAUAAGAACGGUCCUAGCGUCCAUAAAAUGACAUUAGAUGACAUCGUUUCGCAAGUCUUCAUCUUUUUCUUAGCCGGUUUUGAAACAUCCUCGACACUGAUGUGUUUUGUCGCUCACGAGCUGGCGGUUAAUCGAAACAUUCAAGAUCGCGUGCGCGAGGAAGUGCAGCAGCAUCUUGCCGAAAAUAAUGAGGUUUCGUACGAAUCGCUAUCGAAGAUGACUUAUAUGGACAUGGUGAUUAACGAGACGCUCCGAAAAUAUCCACCAUCGGCUGUUACCGAUAGACUUUGCACUACGAAUUACGAGCUGCCUCCGGCGCAGCCGGGUUGCAAGAGCGUAAUCGUCGAAUCUGGUAGUGUAAUGGUAAUAUCCAUUUAUGGUUUACAUCGUGAUCCCAAAUACUUUCCGAAUCCGGACAAGUUUGAUCCCGAAAGAUUCAGCGAAGAAAACAAAGACAAUAUUGUUCCGUAUACUUACUUACCUUUUGGACAUGGGCCUAGAAAAUGUAUUGGUAAUCGAUUUGCUCUCAUGGAGACCAAGAUUCUGAUAGCUCAUCUCUUGCAAAAAUUUAUCUUGAAGAAAACGGAAAAAACUGUCGAGCCUGUUGUAUACGAUAAGAGGGAUUUCAAUCUGACACCUGAAGGCGGAUUCUGGAUCGGUUUGGAGAAAAGAAAAACAUGAUGAGCUUAAGCACGAAAUACAUUUCUGAAGAUGGUUGAAGUCUAGGAUUUAUCUACGACACAUCAUCAUUAUGCCAUUUGAAUAUUAUAUUAAUUCAAUAUUAUAUAUUUUAUUGUUGUAUUUUUAUUGCGUUAUAAAAUUAUUACUGUUAAGGAAUGACAAAGUGAAAUAUUAUGAUGAGCACUGUGUGUCGUGACCUUGUAGGCUCUCGACUCUACUUGCUCAUAUUAAUAGUUUUCGAUUUACGUAACUCGUAUUUGUGUCAGCAAAUAGCAUGAUAGAGACGUUCUAGUAAAGAUGAUAUAAAUGUUUAUUCUUUAUAUAAGAAGAAAUCUUUUAUCACUGCAUAACUAUAUUUUAUAUGUUAUUAGUUUGGACAUUAUCUUUUGUUUUUCUUUUCUUAUAUUAACUCGGAUUGUGUCUUUUGUAAUUUGUAAAAUUAAACAUUCUAUUUGACAUUUUUUUAAAUUGAUAUGAUAAUGUAGUUAACGGCUUUCGGGAUGUCUUUAGAAACAUUAUAAAAAUAGGUAACGGUUUUAGAUAUUUUGUAUUAUCAGAAUUUCUAAAGUACAACAAAAUCGAAAAAAUCAUUAUUUUAACAAAAUUUUGUAACUAUUGAUGAUGAUAAUAACAAUAAAGUAUUGAUAGACGUUUACAAUAGAUAAUGAAAACGUUAUUUUGUUGGAUUGCCGUUGUGCGAGAAUGAUAAGAUAAUGAGAAUAAGUUAAACCAAAAGUAAAAAUAUGUUGCAACAAUAUUCAAAUUUAGAAACCAAACGCUUAAAUGUAAUUUAUUUUGUGAUGAUAUAUCAAAUUUAUAUAUGCGUGUGUGUAUAUUUUAUUUUCUCUUUUCCAUUUUUCAUUAUUUUUAUUAACUACUUAUAAACACGUUGAUGUACUUUGUUUUUAACCCCAAUUUUUUAUUACCAAUUUUCUUUAUCCGUUAAGAAAGUAAAUUAACUAAGUUAAAUUUUUUUAUUAAAAUUAGGCAAGUUUUGUUACGAGCGUUUUAACUUGAUUUUAUAUUUAUUAACUUAGAGAAAUCGGCUUCAAAAAUUAGUUAAUGUUCAUAUUUGUAGUCUAAAUAAUACUCGAAAUAAUGUUUAACGUUUAGUUUCCUUUAUUUUUGCUAAUUGGUGAUGUUUUUCCAACGUUUUAGAUUGUAUGUUGUCAGAAAUUUGUACUCUAAAGCUUACUUUAGAUAAUCUAUAAUCUGCGAUAGAAAUCGGGACAGAAUUCUAUUUAUAAUUUUACUUAUUAUAUAUAUCAUACAUUUGAAGAAGUAAAAUAUAUAUGUAUAUAAAAAUAUACAUUAGGACAUGUGGCACAUAAAAUUAUAACAUUUUGUCUUGAAUUUUGUGACGAAUUAUAAAGCGGAUAAAGCGUAUAAAGCG